This is a messenger RNA of Dothidotthia symphoricarpi CBS 119687, 603 nucleotides long. RefSeq lists its product as uncharacterized. The transcript is spliced from 2 exons. Lineage: Eukaryota; Fungi; Ascomycota; Dothideomycetes; Pleosporales; Dothidotthiaceae. The record is from RefSeq and is a predicted model, not a curated record. The annotation marks the transcript as partial.
CGCAAAGUUCCCGUAAAGAUCCUCCAUCUAGCCAUGCCCCGAACAGGCUCCGUAUCCAUGAUGGAGGCCUACAAAAUCCUCGGCUACACAAAGUACCACGGCUUCGACUACAUCGACCCCUCGCGCCGCCACAACUUACCGAAGUGGGAAGCCGCAAUCGAUGCGAAAUUCUACGAAAAAGGCCGCCCAUACACCAAGGAGGACUUUGACCAAGACGACUUCCUAGGCGAGUUUGAAGUGCUGAGCGAUUUUCCAUGUUUGGCCUUCACGGAGGAGUUCUUAGAGUGGUAUCCUGAUGCCAAAGUGAUCCUCGUGCACCGCGACAUGGAGAAAUGGUACCACAGCUUCGACUCGCAACUCAUCUCCGCCCUAGAAACGCCCAUGGCGUGGCUCCUGCUCAACGUGUUCGAACCCUGGUGUCUCAGUAUGCGCCCAGCCACCACAAUGCGCAAGAUGCAGUACGCCAUGUUCGACUGUCGUGAUCAAGCGGGGUUUCGCGCCAAUGCGCGGGAUACGUAUCGAAGGCAUUACGCGUUUGUUAAGAGUAGGGUGGAUGCGGGGAGGUUGUUGGAGUAUAGGCUGGGUAGUGGGUGGGAGCCUUUG